This is a messenger RNA of Capronia coronata CBS 617.96, 2841 nucleotides long. RefSeq lists its product as uncharacterized. The record is from RefSeq and is a predicted model, not a curated record. Lineage: Eukaryota; Fungi; Ascomycota; Eurotiomycetes; Chaetothyriales; Herpotrichiellaceae. Gene Ontology annotation, cellular component: mitotic spindle pole body; gamma-tubulin small complex; equatorial microtubule organizing center. The coding region runs from base 1 to 2841 and encodes 946 amino acids. Gene Ontology annotation, molecular function: gamma-tubulin binding; microtubule minus-end binding. Gene Ontology annotation, biological process: meiotic cell cycle; microtubule nucleation; spindle assembly. The transcript has a single exon.
AUGGCUGAUUCACGAUUGACUCGCGUCAGCGGGACCCUGACCUCCCUUUUCGAGAGCCUUGUGCCACCUUCCGACCUCGACCAAGACGAUACCGAUACCGAAGUCCGCAUUGACCGAGCCAUCCAGAAUGCAAAAGACAUUGUCUACCACGGCGACAGCCGGCUGCCAGCAGAUACGAAUCAAGCCCAAGACUUGAUCAAAAGAAAACUACUACGAGAGAAUGCAUCCCCGGAAAAAGCGGCCAGGUUCGGGAAUCUCUACUCACGCCUUCUUGCAAUUCCCAUCCUCAAUCAGAAAUGGGCGAUCCUCUACCUACUCUACAAACUGUCGGAGCCGGCCACCACAGAACCGCAUCCUCGCAACCCGUUGGCAGAUUCAGACCAAUUCGUGAACAUCCCGCGCCGGCAGGCCCACUCUCCAGAGAAGUCGCUUGCUUCUGAAGAUCAAGAGGAGGUCAGCGCAUACCCUCCCCAGGCUCCGCUGCAUCGAGGUCGCGCCUUUCCAUCCAAACUGAGACAUGAACAUAAUGACCAGGAUGGGGUCUCGCAAGAAGAGGACGAGGACAUUCGAGAAGCUGUCGAGCCCCCAGAGCAAGUCGCUGAGAAGCCGCUCCUAGCAAAGCAACAGCCACGAGUCACUGGUCCAUCUGAGUUGGAUUUGCUGCGAGAUCUUCCAUUCAAUCUGCAGGGUGUAUCUUCCGCACAUCUCGAGUUCACCGCUACCACCACCGUCAAACUUCCCCCGACACUGCCGGUGCCUAUGCUGUCCCUGCUCCAUGCCCUGGCAGAACCCUGCUUGCUCUAUCGAGGUCUGGCGGAGUAUGCUGCAGCUCAAGAUGGCGGGCUUAUCGAUCAAAGUCUACGUUCGGCCAUCAAUGACGAGUUGCGCUCGUAUCUGACUCUGGUCGCUUCUCUGGAAAGCGAAAUCAGACAGGCAUUGGCCACUAUUGAGGAUAGUCACGAUCUAAAGGCUGCCCGCAUGAUUGGCGUUACCCUGAAACGAUGCUUGGUUUGGACCAGAGAUGCCACAAUGGGCCUCCGACUCAUGAAACUAAUUGUGGAAGACUCUAGACAAAAGCGAGGUGGUCAAAUGAUCUCCCUGAUCCACAGCUUGUCCUCUUCACAUGGCGACCCGUUCGUGGCCUCCUUUGCUGAGAGGCUCCUCUCACGUGUUGCACGCCCUUUCUACGAGAUGCUGAGGCACUGGAUCUACGAUGGCGAGUUGAUCGAUCCUUUCCACGAAUUCUUCAUCAUCGAACCAGAUCCCAGUUCUCAACCGGCCAUAGACCACCGACAUGUGGCGACGUCCGUCUGGGAGGAGAAAUAUAAGGUUGACUCCAGUUUGGUCCCUUCCAUCAUCUCCCCCGAGUUUGCGCGCAAGGUCUUCCUCAUUGGAAAGUCACUGAACUUUAUCCGCCAUAAUUGCGGAGAUUCUGACUGGGUCAUCCAGUAUUCCAAGUCGAACUCGAAGCCUUUGGAUUAUGCCAAUACGGCAAGUUUGUCAUUGUCGAUCGAUGUUGCCUACCGGACGACCAUGUCGCGCUUGACUCACCUCAUGUCCACGAAGUUUGGCCUGUUCACGCAUCUAGCGGCCAUCAAGAAGUACAUGCUUCUGGCUCAAGGCGACUUCUUCGAACUUCUUAUCGAGUCUCUCGCCCAACAUCUCGACCGUCCUGUCAAUUCCAUGUAUCGUCACAAUCUAACAUCACAGCUCGAACAUGCCAUCCGGCAUUCCAAUGCCCAGUACGAUGACCCAGAGGUGCUGCGUCGACUGGAUGCCCGUAUGCUUGAGCUUUCCACCGGUGAAAUCGGUUGGGACUGCUUCACCUUGGAAUACAAGAUUAGUGCACCUUGCGAUGUGGUCAUCACACAGUGGGCCAACACUCAAUACCUUAAAAUCUUCAACCUACUUUGGCGCAUCAAGCGGGUUGAAUUUUCUCUCAAUUCGACUUGCAAACGCUGUAUGACAGGGGGCCGUGGUGUUUUGGCUGCAGUCAGUGACAAGUUGGGAAAUGAUUGGAAGCGCUCCAGGUGUGUGGUGGCUGAAAUGGUACAUUUUCUCAAUCAACUGCAAUACUACCUUCUUUUUGAAGUGAUCGAGGCCAGCUGGGAAAAGCUGCAAGAGGCCCUUCACAAGCCCGAGGCUACUCUUGAUGAUCUGAUCGAAGCACACACCACAUAUCUCAACAAUAUCACGAAGAAAGGUCUCAUCGGUCAGCAAAGACAUCCGGUCACGGGCCAGCAGGAAGACAGCCUGGUUGUUCAAGUGCAUCACAUCUUGAAGUGUAUGCUCGGCUACCGUGAAAUCAUCGAUUCACUGUACUCGUACAGCGUUGCCGAAUAUACCAGGAGGCAACAGUUCAGUGCGAAGAUCGAACAGCGGACAGCGCAGGGAAGAUGGGGCAUCACAGAGAGGGAUGUCCUGGGCGAUUCGAGAGCAAGCACACCGACUGCGCCGGGAGGAAGACGACCUUUGAAGGGGGCACAGCUGCUGCCGGAAGAUAGUGACUCUCCUGUUCCACCAAUGGCAAACUUGGCUAUGACGGACGACGAGACUCAUCUCACCUCGCUGCGAUCACGGCAGUUGAAUUUAUCUGCCGAAUUCCGCUCACGGUUGAGCAUGUUGCUGUAUGAUCUGGCGCACCAACCAGAUGUCAAUCUUCGUUUCCUGGGAGUGGUCAUGAACUUCAACGAGUUUUAUCAACCGGUCAAUGUCCGAAGACAACAAGCGAGGCGCGCAAGAGAGAAGCGGGACUUGGAGAGAAGGGCUCGCGAAGCGAACAUGUCUUCCGAAGUGAACAUCUCCGAAAAGGAUCUCAACAGCUCCACCAGUAAGACUUGA